UCACAGGCAUGUCUCUUCCCUUUUCAGUUCUGAGCAACAUGGCUACCGCAUGGACAAGAGAACAAAUGUCAGUGCUAAUAGAUGCUAUGAAAGAAGAACAAUGUCUUUACAAUGUAAAAAGUAAAAAUUAUUACAACAAACGCUGUCGUGCGGAGGCGCUUUUUCGUGUAUUUUUUAAAGUGAAAUGUGUUAGGCCUCAUUUGAGCAAUCCAAAGGAGUGUCAAACGAAAUUUUUGAAUAUGAGGAACAUGUUCAACGUGGAAAAUCGAAAGAGGAAAGAGAGUAUGAGGACUGCAACCUGCGAAGAUGAUAUAUAUCGGCCAGGUUUGUGGUAUUUUCAGAAACUCGAAUUUCUAGGCGCUCAUUACAUGCCACGAAUUAGGAACUCUGCUCCACUACAGACUAUGGAAUGUAGUGACAGUUUUCAGACAGAUGAAAGCACAUCACAUGAAAGUGAUGUCGUGGAAUCUUCCAUGAGCAAUGUCAUUGAAUUUACAGAAGAAAGUGACGUGAAGGACAUAGGACUAGUUGAAUCUGAUUCAAUUCUAGAACAAGUACCACUGGCACAAACCUCAUGGAGUUCAGCAGAGAGUGCUACAUCCAGGUCCUCCAUUGCGAGAAAAAGAAACAAUAGUGACAGUUAUGACACUGCAAUACAAUUAAUUGUAGACAGACUGCAGGAAAGUUAUGAUGAUGACAUAACUGUUUUUGUAAAAUAUCUGGCAACAGAAAUGAGACAAAUAAAAUGCAGAGAAGCAAGGAAUGCCUGUAAGCAAAAAAUACUAAAAAUUGUUUAUGAUACUUUAGAUAAUGAAUAAAACAUUGUGUAUAUUGCAUUUGUGUUUACUUUAUAAAAAUGUAACUAUUUAAUUGAAGGAAAAUGAAAUCAGUGUGAGUCCUGCAAUUCAUUCUUCGUGUGACGCCUGGCUGUGAUCAAAAUGAUGGCUGUCAGCAAUAGUAAUAAUAUACUGAGUGCUACCAAAUCACUGUAAAUCUGAUCAGUCUGAAGGACAGUGUGAUUUAGUAUGGGUAGUAUUGUAAUAUCAUUAACAGUGAUAUCAGAGCUGUACAAGAUCAUAAGUUCUUACUUUUGUCAGAUGAGUGUUGUUUUCUGUUUUAUGUGGUAAUGUACUGAAAAGUGAUUUAUUGUCUGUGUGUUGUGAUACCUUGAAGAGAACCACAGCUGUAGAAGUAACUUCAGGCCCACCCCAGGAAACUGUAUUGGGGCGUUUGCCCUUCAUGUUGUAUAUUAAUAACCUGGCAGACAACAUUAACAGUAAUCUCAGACUUUCUACAGCUGAUGCAGUUACUCUUAAUGAAUUAGUAUCUGAAAACAGCUGCACAAAUAUUCUGUCAUAUCUUGAUUUUAAAUGUUCAGAAAUGUAAAAUUGUGCUCUUCACAAAAUGAAAAAAAAACAACAUUGGGCUGUUUUCGAAUGCUGGUUGGUGCUUUCUAUGUGAAUAAAUAGCGUUAUAAAAAGUG
Schistocerca americana (American grasshopper) is the source of this 1483-nucleotide messenger RNA. RefSeq lists its product as uncharacterized. The transcript has 3 exons. Bases 9 to 818 code for a protein of 269 amino acids. The record is from RefSeq and is a predicted model, not a curated record. NCBI's taxonomy places the organism in Eukaryota, Metazoa, Arthropoda, Insecta, Orthoptera, Acrididae.